Quercus robur (English oak) is the source of this 459-nucleotide messenger RNA. RefSeq lists its product as uncharacterized. The coding region runs from base 1 to 459 and encodes 152 amino acids. The transcript has a single exon. Lineage: Eukaryota; Viridiplantae; Streptophyta; Magnoliopsida; Fagales; Fagaceae. The record is from RefSeq and is a predicted model, not a curated record.
AUGGGAUAUUACCUUGCUGAUAGCAUAUAUCCAAAGUGGGCAACAUUUGUGAAAACAAUCCCAGCUCCACAAGGACAGAAGUAUAAAUUAUUUGCAGUAGCCCAAGAGGCGUGUAGGAAGGAUGCUGAGCAUGCAUUUGGAGUGCUUCAAGCACGUUUCGCAAUUGUUCGUGGACCUGUACGAUUUUUCCAUCUUGAAACUCUAAAAAAAAUCAUGAAAGUGUGCAUAAUUCUUCAUAACAUGAUUGUUGAAGAUGAGCGGGAUGAUAAUGAAGUGAUAGACUUGGAUUAUGAACAAAAUGAUGGACUGGAUAAUCCUCCUUUGCAAAUGUUACGUGAACAAAGUGAUGAAUUUUUGUCAUACAUUGAGAGACACGGACGCAUUAGAGACCGAGAAAUUCAUUUUCAACUCCAGUCGGACCUUAUUGACCAUUUAUGGCAAUUGCAAGGCGAGUCGUAG